Messenger RNA from Homalodisca vitripennis (glassy-winged sharpshooter), 661 nucleotides. RefSeq names its product probable Bax inhibitor 1. NCBI's taxonomy places the organism in Eukaryota, Metazoa, Arthropoda, Insecta, Hemiptera, Cicadellidae. The transcript is spliced from 2 exons. The record is from RefSeq and is a predicted model, not a curated record. Bases 25 to 204 code for a protein of 59 amino acids.
UACCUGUACAUUGGCUUGUUCCUGAUGUGCGGAUUUGUUCUGUACGACACCCAGCUGAUCAUUGAGAAACGCCGGCAGGGGGACAAGGACUUUGUCGCUCACUCAGUCGAUCUCUUCAUCGACUUCAUCGGCAUCUUCCGCCGGCUAAUCAUCAUACUGGCAGAGAAGGAGGACCGAAACAAACGCAACAACAAGAAGGAAUGAUGAAUAACUGAAGACUGCCACGUCAGACAUGACUGUUGUGGCCGAUGUCAUUUGUAAAAUUCUAUUUGUUAAGCUGUUCAUUAAGUUUUAUUUACUAAAUUUUCAUAAUGUGUUAUAAAAAUGGAAUCUUAUUAUUUUGGAGUGUUGAGUUUUUAUUUAGUUUACUACAUAAAUUAAUGUUUAUAGGUUUAGAAUAUAUAAAAGGUGGUUUCACUAUCUGCGGGUUGGUUUUGUUGACUUCCAAGAUUGAAUUUUCUGAUGCAGUUUUUUUCAAGUUAAAUAUUGCUUUUCUUCUUAUGUAUCACAGAAAGUUACUGCUUUACUUAUAAUAUAGCGAGUGUUCCGAAACUACUGACUCUCGGAUAGUGGAGCUACCCAGCUGGUGGUAGGUAUUGUAACUUGUGUGUACUUCUUGUAUAUUGUAUUGGUAAGUAAACAUGUUUAUAAUUUGGACAAA